Gasterosteus aculeatus aculeatus (three-spined stickleback) is the source of this 4187-nucleotide messenger RNA. RefSeq names its product regulator of G-protein signaling 3. Lineage: Eukaryota; Metazoa; Chordata; Actinopteri; Perciformes; Gasterosteidae. The record is from RefSeq and is a predicted model, not a curated record. Gene Ontology annotation, molecular function: protein binding. Gene Ontology annotation, cellular component: nucleus; plasma membrane.
UAGAUUUCUAUCUAUCUAUCUAUCUAUAUAUCUCUUCACAUUUUAGUUGAAGAUCCCUGCUCUAAAGCAAUUACAGAGCUCCACAUCACCUGACCGCCACUGCUUGUCUUCCCCACUUGAAGUUUGGAGUCAAACUGCUCUUGUGAACUUGGAGUCGCUUUUGUCUGACAGUCGGUUUCUCUGAGGUUGUGGCCCUUUAAGUGACACGGGCAGGCUAACAUGUUACCUUUGUUAGCUCUGAAACGCUCAGACGUUGUAUUUACAGUGCCGCAUCGGGAGAUUUAGAUUAAAACUGAAUCUCUUUGUCAUUCUCCCUGGGAGUCCAUGCUGUUACCAUGGUGACAAGAAGCUGCCCUGUAACUGUGACUCUCCCGAUACCCUUGUAGCUUGAACCCCCCACUCCUUCUAUCGAAGCGUAAACCCCUCCCCACCCUCUCUCUUACACUAGAUCUUAGUUCUUUUUUUCUGUCUCAUCAGAGGAGGACAGACGAGAGGCAUCAGAAGUAUUUGUUUCUCCUCAUUUACAGUGUGAAUCAUAGUGAUUCAAAUUUAAUAAUUUCAGGAAACAGUUUGGAUGAAACUAAAGAUUUAGCUCAGAUGUAUUUAAGACUGUAGCCAUACGCUUCAGGUUGAGUUGUAGCACAAGACCACCUGGGUCUCUCCUGGUCUGGUCUGAGAGCUAGCAGGAUGUUCUGGAAGAACACUGCAUGGUCUUGGGACAAUGCAGCAGAUAAUGAUGACGCUGGUUAUUUGCUCCCAACAGAGGAGCCCAGGAGGACUCCGGACUCCACUUCUGAUGUGGACCUAAACCGCAUCACCACCACCACUGGACUAAAGUCAUCAACAAACCACAAGGCAUGGACCAACCAUAACCCCACCAACCUUAGCUACACCAGAGAGAGCAACAGCACCCAGCAGCUAAUGAAAGGAUCUGAAGAUGGACGGGCAGACCUGCAGGAUCUGAACCAUCAACCUGCCGUUAUGCACACUAUCCACCGGCUGUGUCGAAUCUGCAUCGGACAGAACCUGCCACAGGUGAACGUUGUUCGAGGACAAGACGGAUUUGGAUUCACGAUCUUCUCCGACAGUCCAGUAAGAGUUCAGGGGGUCGAAUUAGGAGGUCCGGCUCAUCGCUCCGGCCUCCGUCAGGGAGACUCUGUCCUGCAGCUCAACGGUCUUCCUGUCGAAAACUGGAAGUGUGUCGACCUCGCCAAUACCAUCAGGAGCUGUUCGUCUCAGAUUGUGUUGGUAGUGUGGCGAAGUCUACCUGAGCUCAGGUCAGGAUGUGAUGAGUUGCUCCACCCACCAACAAACAACCAGACAACAGGCAGAAAGCUGUUACCUAACCCCACACACAGUAAACAUGGCGGCAGACUGGGUCAAGGGUCUGUGGUCCGGUCUAGUUUGGGGGUUCUGGAUUCUGUGUGGAAGGACAGGACGGAGGACCACGAGGAGGUGGAGAAAGGGGAGCAGGAGAAAGAUCAGGAGGCGACUCAGUACUUCUCUCGCACCACCACACUAAAGGGCACCCGUGUGACAUCAUCAGAUGGAGACAACUACAUCUUCCUUUCCCCUGUGAUCCCAGGAGGACAGCUGCUGCAGCCGGUUUACCAUGACAGUAAUGGAACCAUCGGCCGUCUGUACCAGACUCAUCCCAAAAGAGGUCAGAACCUCGUCCACGACCCUAGACCUGGGUUGUCAGGGCGACUUCUCCGUAGUUACACCUCCACCUUGCCCCCCUCUCUAUGCACCUCCUCUUCAUCAGCCCCACCCAGUAACUACAACGACUACCAAAACUGCAACAUCAUCCAAUCACAUCUCCCCUGCUCUGGCUAUGGAACCUACGUCACCCCGGAGUCCAAAACCCUCAUUUUCCCCGUCUUUGUCCAGCCUCUGAACCUCUGCAGUCCCGACAGGACCCUGCUGAUGUCAGAGGAAAUGGUUCUCCACCAGGCCCAUAUCCUGCCUGCAAAGGUGACGGUGUUGAUCUAUAGUGACCUCCUGCUGUUCACCAGAGAGGACAAAGCUGGACGUGGCAACGUCCUACAGAGUCCUUUGUACCUGAACACCCUGCAGCUCAGAGAGGUGCCCUUUGAGCCGCUGCACAUCUACUUCCUGCAGAGCUCCCAGGCUCGGUGGCAUCGUCUCUUCAUUCUUGAGACGUUCAGUGUUGAGCAGAGACUUAGAGUCAGUCUCUGUCUCCAUGACAACGUCCAGUCGGUAGCUCAAAACCACCAGCUCUCAGACCUCCCCUCAAAUUUUGGCCUCCUCUCCCUGGGUCAGUCUGACCUUCUCACUCGGGCUUCCUUCUCUUCCUCUUCAUCUGAUCCUCCCCUCCCCCACCCAACCUCCUCCCUCUGUGACCUCCUCACACCACCCUGCCCAUCUCAUUACAGCUCCACCACUACCUUCUCCUCCUCCAUUCCUCUGUCGCCCUUCUCAACUCUCACCCCAUAUGCUUCCGCCUCCUCACCUCCUUCUAGAUCUCGUCAGCUCCUUCUCCAGCCCUCUCUCUCUCCUGUGGGAAAGGAGAGAAGAGGGACAGAGGAGGAGAGGUGGAAGAGGAGGCCUGAGGAAAUGGAGGAGCAGCAGCAGGUGGAGGGCACCUCAGAAACAUUAGAGAAUGUGGAAAGAGUCGGGGAGCGGGGCUUCCUGCUCAGCUCUCAUCAUCUCCACAUGAUGGAAGAAGAAGAGGAGAUUAGUGAUGAAGAGGAGGAGUUGUUCACCUUCACCCCGAGACCUGCAGAUCUGCGACGCUCUCUCUCCGAGGGUUCUUUACUGCAGGAACCUCGGACGUCCCGCUCCAUGUCCGACAGCAUCACCCAUCAUCUCACCAGCCCCUUGAACUUUGACGCUGAACCCGGGACAGGGUCCUUCCCCCGCCACCCUUCCAUCCACGCCCUGAAGAAACAGCUCACCAAAGAAGGGGGGUCACUGCACCACAUGCUGCUGCUGCUCAAUGGCGACAAGGAUAAAGAUGUGAGAAGCUUUCAACCGAGGAAGAAUACCAGGAAUCUGGCUGCUGGAGUUCGUAGCUGCCCGCUGUUUCUACGGCAGCAAAAAGACACCACCUUUUCCCAUUGUAACAGUCUGAAGAAAGCUCUGAGAAACAACAGGCCGUCUACAGGAGAGGUGAUCAGGUGGGCGGCGAGUUUGGAAGCUCUCUUGACUAAUAAGUAUGGUCUGGCUGUGUUCCGCUACUUCCUGAAGUUAGAGUUCAGCGAGGAGAACUUGGACUUCUGGUUGGCAGUGGAGAGAUUCAAGAGGACCCGCCCCCUCAGCAAGAUGGUCUCCAGAGCUGCAAACAUCUACGACGAGUUUGUUGCUGUCAACGCAUCGAGACAGGUCAUAGUGGACUCUUCUGUCAGGGAAUCAACCAAUCAGGGCCUGCGUGUCGGUGUUGACCCGAUGUCUUUCCAGCUGGCUCAGGAUCAGAUCUUGAGCCUGAUGGAGAGUGAUAGUUACCCACGAUUCCUCAAGUCCCGCCUUUACACCCAGUUGGCCAAUGGGUCUCUGGGCCUCUACCGGUUGGUCAAUCAUGAGUGAGGAGGAGACAAAAGCACCAUCCGAUUGGGCGUCCGUUCCACUCAUCGGUUCAGCCAAGAGCUCGCCAAUGACAUGAAACUAAGCUGCAUCAUUGGAAAUAUAGGAUCAAGUUUUUCUGGUCUCCUGUUCAGUUUGGUUUCUGUACUACAUAUCUCAAAAGAGACGGGUGGAAAUACUUCAGUUUUGUUAUAAGCCUUAGUUUACAGAAGUUAAACUCUAACAGAUGUUUUCUUCGGUUAUACUCUUUAGUCUCUUUUUGCAAAGCUAAAGAACUAAUGUUGUGAUGUUUAAAUGUCCCCAUUUGUACUUACAGUUUAGUGGCUAGGGUCAGCUAAUGUAACGAUACUGCCACUAUAAACCAACAUGUCAGCUUUGUUUAUUGUUGUAGCAUUUUAACUGUUAGCAUGCUUACACUCUAAACUAUAAUGUUAGCAAUCACAUUUUGAGUAAAAAACAGAAACUUUUAGUUUGUUUUUCUUUUUUAGUUUUUAUAGAAGCUCGUAAAAGAAGUUGUGUGAGUUUGUGUUUUUUAGACAUAAAGAGAUAGGUUAAAGUACUGGAAGACAAUUAGAAGACUUGUGUUCUCACCUGUUGGAUGAAGAGACGACGUGAUGAAAAAUAAAUGAUAACGUCGGACUUUC